Messenger RNA from Anopheles darlingi, 495 nucleotides. RefSeq lists its product as uncharacterized. The coding region runs from base 2 to 304 and encodes 100 amino acids. The transcript has a single exon. NCBI's taxonomy places the organism in Eukaryota, Metazoa, Arthropoda, Insecta, Diptera, Culicidae. The record is from RefSeq and is a predicted model, not a curated record.
AAUGACACCGAAAACCGUUGCUGCACACUCGGCGGAAGCACGUGUCCGGCGCUACAUGUGCCGCUUGUGGACCAACUUUGCCAAAUACGGCAAUCCAACGCCAUCGCACGAUGAAUCAUUACCCUUCCAUUGGGACCCGGUACCGAUGGUGGAUCCCAAAGCAUCGAACUAUCGCUUACCGUAUCUUAAGAUAACGGCCGAACCUCAGAUGGCGAUGGAUCCGCACCGGGAACGGAUGGCGUUCUGGCGACAGGUUUACCAGACCUUCAAUGGCGGCUUCACGAAUGCCAACUUUGAACGGUAGAAGAGAAUGGCAAUUGAAUCCUGACCAAGUGUUAAACAAUUAUCUCGUCUAAUAAUCCAAUUAACACUCGGCACCCUGUUCCGAAACACUAAUUUCGGCUGUCAAACAAAUCACGACCCUCUGAACCUCACUUACUGUCCACUGGUUCUUCUUAUCACCAGCCUGACUCGGACAAUUCGUUCUGAUGACCG